UUGUUUGCCAACCGCCAAUAAACAACACAAGAAGAAGGUCGUAGUUUUAAUGGGUUAUAAAGCUGUAAACCAUCAUUAUGUCUGCUCCAACGAAGGGAGACUUGUCUCCGAGCGAAAAGGAGUUGUUUCAGGUUAUUUCUGCAGGGAACGUUCAGGAAGCUUCCAGGCUGCUGGGCUGUAAGGAUGUUCGAGUUAACUGUCUGGAUGAGUACGGGAUGACACCUCUCAUGCACGCUGCCUACAAAGGGAAAGCAGACAUGUGCAAGUUGCUCCUCCAACACGGAGCAGACGUAAACUGUAACCAACAUGAACAUGGAUACACGGCGCUCAUGUUUGCUGGCUUGUCAGGAAAGACUGACAUCACCUGGAUGAUGUUGGAUGCUGGGGCAGAAACUGAUGUGACCAAUUCUGUUGGACGGACCGCCGCUCAGAUGGCAGCUUUUGUUGGUCAGCAUGACUGCGUCACUGUAAUCAACAACUACUUUUCUCGAGCCAGACUGGAUUACUACACUAAGCUGCAGGGUUUGGAGAAGGAACCAAAGCUGCCAGCCAAACUGGCUGGACCCCUCCACAAGAUCAUCAUGAGCACCAACCUGAACCCUGUUAAAGUGGUGAUGCUUGUGAAGGAAAACCCGUUGCUUGCAGAGGUGGAGGCUCUGGACAAAUGUAGAAGAGUGAUGGAGCUCAUCUGUGAAAAGUGCAUCAAGCAGCAGGACAUGAACGAGGUUCUGGCGAUGAAGAUGCACUACAUCAGCUGUGUGCUGGGAAAGUGUGCCUCCUUCCUGAAGGACCGCGAGGACAAGCUGGAUGGUCUCAUAAAGAGUUUGCUGAAGGGUCGGGACAGCGACGGUUUCCCAGUCUUUCAGGAAAAGUUCAUCCGAGAGUGCAUCCGCAAGUUCCCGUACUGCGACGCCACGCUGCUGCAGCAGCUGGUGCGGAGUAUUGCUCCUGUGGACAUUGGCAACGACCCCACAGCCCUGUCAGUGCUGACUCAGGCCAUCACGGGUCAGGUUGGCUUCAUGGACACCGAGUUCUGCACCGCCUGUGGAGAAAAGGGAGCUGAGAAAAGAUGCUCCAUCUGUAAAAUGGUUAUCUACUGUGGCCAAGUGUGCCAGAAAAUGCACUGGUUCACCCACAAGAAAGUUUGCAAGAAACUCCAAGAGCAGCGAGAAAAGCAGGAGGCAGAAACUACCAAACUGAGGAUGAAGCAGAGCAAAGAGGAGAGUAAAGCUGCUCAGGAGGCUGCAGACAUCAUGCAGGAGCUCUCAGUAGAAACCAAGAGUGAGGAGAUGCCCUCAGACUUUGCUACAGAAACAUCAGACUCCACUUCCAUCAGAGCUACUGACAACUGAGGAACAUCCUAACAGCCUGAUUCCAGGCACCAUCUUCCCCAGGGCACAUCCACCCAGCGCAGACAGCAAGGAAAAGAGGCACAUCGACUGGAAACCAGAUAGCGACUGGUCCAGGAAGAGAAGAAAUACAAAAAUACAUCUAUCAACAUCUAAUAGACUGACACCAGAGACAGUACCGCACCCAUCACCUUUGUGUCAUUUGUGAAUGUAAAUCCUACACUUUCUGGUGUGUUUGUAGAAAUGUGGACGGACACAUGGAGUUCAGGUUCACAGUGAUGAUGCAACGUUAAUCUGCCUUAAGAAUCUGUAGCAAACUGUGAGAAAGACGUGACUGUGUCUGAUUUAUUUUUGCACUAAAAGUCCUACUUUGUUUGUGUCUGCCUAACCUUGGAACACCAACAUCUUGUGGACAGUUUGCCUGGUCCACACAAGGAAACAUGGGUUAUGUGGGUUAAUGGUUGGGUUUAGGCUUAAAGUAUGAAUUGAGUUUAUGUUAGGCUAUAGCAAUGAAUGGAAGUCAAUGCAAAGUCCCUAUAAGGAUAGGAAGUCACUACGUUGUGUGUGUGUGUGUGAGAGAGGCAAAGAUGCUUAGAGUUGACCAAAAAUCUAUGUUUUAGUGAACUAUUAAAUAAAAUGUUUAGGCAUUGUUGGACACUGCAAAAAAAAUGUGUCCAUUAAAAAUGUACUUCAUUU
Molecule: messenger RNA, 2045 nt
Organism: Girardinichthys multiradiatus
Lineage: Eukaryota; Metazoa; Chordata; Actinopteri; Cyprinodontiformes; Goodeidae
Gene: ankmy2a
Product: ankyrin repeat and MYND domain containing 2a
Exons: 11
Coding region: 78-1352 (424 amino acids)
Molecular function (GO): protein binding
Source: RefSeq, a predicted model, not a curated record